GACGAUGCGACGCUGCGCCUGCCUCGCGGCUGCCGCAGCAGCCCUGCAGCAGCCGCCGCGCCGCGCAGCGCUGCACCGAUUGCAAGCAGCGAAAGAGAUCGCGAAAUUUGACCCGCAGGACUUCGCGAUGGAGACGGGCGCCUGGCCCUACACGGCCGCCGACCUCAAUCGCCUCGACAACAGCGACGACGCGUCGUUCUACGCGCAGCCGCGCUUCGUGGCGCACAUCGACGACCGCGCGAUCGAGAGCCUGACGGCGUUCUACAGCGACGAGUUCGCGGCGAUGGGCGCCGGCGAGGACGGCCUCGACGUCUUGGACACGUGCUCGUCGUGGAUCUCGCACCUGCCGACGGACGCGGCCUACGGGCGCGUCGCCGGCCUCGGCAUGAACGCCGCGGAGCUGGAAAAGAACCCGCAGCUCACGGAGACCUGCGUGCGAGACCUCAACGUCGAUCCGACGCUGCCCUACGACGACGAGUCCUUCGACGUCGUCUGCAACGUCGUCUCCGUCGACUACCUGGUGAAGCCCCAGGAGUUCUUCGCCGAGGUGCACCGCGUGCUGCGACCCGGCGGGCGCGCGCUCAUCUCGUUCUCGAACCGCUGCUUCCAGACAAAGGCCGUCGCCAUGUGGCUGCAGGCGGACGACAUCGACAAGCUGACGAUCGUCGCGAGCUACUGCCACUACGCCGCGAAGUUCAAAGAAAUCGCGGCGCUCGACAUCAAGCUGCCGCCGCUGCCCAUGCCGGAGCGGCCGAGCCCCGGCGACAUGAUGAAGAACCCGAGCGCGGCGAUGGCCUGGGCGUCGGCGUCCGCGGCGGCCGCGCGCGCGAACUCGGGCGAUCCCAUGUUCGCCGUCAGGGCCGUCAAGCGCACGAAGCCGGCGAAGAGUCGUAAAUGAGGCUUAGUUCC
Molecule: messenger RNA, 909 nt
Organism: Aureococcus anophagefferens
Lineage: Eukaryota; Pelagophyceae; Pelagomonadales; Pelagomonadaceae
Exons: 2
Coding region: 5-898 (297 amino acids)
Molecular function (GO): S-adenosylmethionine-dependent methyltransferase activity
Source: RefSeq, a predicted model, not a curated record